AUGGCACCAGGAGAGCGCUCAGAAGAAGUCUGGCUAUGGUACACAGCAGUAUACGAAGCGAUUCAAGAGGUGCCUUCUGGCAAGGUCACUAGCUAUGGUCAUAUUGCCAGGCUGCGCGUGAUCAACGCCAAAGGCGGUAUCAGCCCGAGAGGCCCGAGCGCUGCUGCUCAGCAGGCGGAUGCCCUGCGGAGAGAGGGAGUGGAGGUCAGACAGGAUGCCAUGGGCCAGUACACGGUAGAUCUCGGUACAUAUGGCUGGUUCCCUGAUGUCCUCCCAAGCGAGGCUGGCUUAGUUGAAAGUAGCGACGAGGAGGAUGAAGAGGCGGCCGCGUACCACACUUGA
Alternaria arbusti is the source of this 342-nucleotide messenger RNA. RefSeq lists its product as uncharacterized. The coding region runs from base 1 to 342 and encodes 113 amino acids. The transcript has 3 exons. The record is from RefSeq and is a predicted model, not a curated record. NCBI's taxonomy places the organism in Eukaryota, Fungi, Ascomycota, Dothideomycetes, Pleosporales, Pleosporaceae.